AUGGAGAAGCUGGGUUCCCCGGACCCUGCACGCCCGCCCCCGGGUGCAGGGCCCGUUGCAGAGGAUUUGGUUGCAAUGCCGGCUGAGGUCGAGGAAAAUGAGGCAUCAGCCGUGAUCAGCUCCAAACUGUUCAACUGUGCUUGUGCAAGACGUUGGAUACCACUUGCCUACAGAGAAGAACUUUACCACAUCUUGAGGCUCACAGGCCCAUUGCUGAUGUCCCGGAUUCUUGACCUCCUCCUACCUUUUGUUAUCACUAUAUUCUGUGGUCACAUUGGCAAUGCAGAGCUGGCUGGAUAUGCACUGGCCUCAGCGAUUAUUAAUCUGACCACAACUUCAACAGGCUACGGCCUCAAUGUGGCUUGCAACACACUCAUUUCUCAGACAUAUGGCAGUAAGAAUAUGAAACGUGUGGGAGUAAUCCUACAGAGGAGUUCAUUAAUCCUGAUGCUGUUUUGUAUGCCCUGUUGUGGUCUUCUUCUCAACUCUCAAAACAUACUGCUCCUGCUGCAACAAGAGGAUGAAGUGGCGCGAAUCGCCCAAAUCUAUGUGAUGGUGUUUCUUCCAGCUGUUCCAGCCAUGUUCCUGCACCAGCUGCAAGUUUCUUACCUACAAAACCAGGGGAUCAUUCUGCCUCAGAUGUACACAGCAGCAGCUGCAAACGUCAUCAAUUUGGGGGUCAACUAUGUCCUAAUCACCCACCUCCAGCUGGGUGUCAUUGGAUCAGCCAUUGCGAGCAGCUUCUCUCAAAUUACCAGCUGCCUGCUGCUGUAUGGCUACAUCAGAUUGAAGAGGCUCCAUGAAAAGACAUGGGGAGGCUGGUCCACUGAGAGUCUGCAGGAGUGGGACUCCUACAUGAAGCUGGCUAUCCCCAGUGUCUUCAUGGUCUGCCUUGAAUGGUGGGUCUGGGACAUUGGAGGUUUCUUUGCUGGUGCACUUGGUGAAGAAGAUCUUGCUGCCCGGCAUAUACUGGAUGAAAUUGGAUCCAUUAUAUACAUGUUUCCUCUAGGUGUCCAUGUAGCUGCCUGUGUGCGUGUAGGAAAUGCUCUUGGGGCGGGAAACAUAACCAGGGCCUUAGUCACCUGCAAAGUGGCCCUGGUUCUAGCAGGUACGCUUGCUGUGCUCCAGGGUAUUGUCAUUGCUGGCUGUAAGACUAUCAUUGGCUACAUAUUUACCUCUGAUGACAACAUUGUGGCGAUCGUCUCACAUAACAUCACAGUUUACACAUUUUUACAAUUCUUUGAUGCAAUCCUGUGUGUCUGCUCAGGGAUUCUUGUAGGAUGUGGGAUGCAGAAAAUUGCUGCCUUGUCCAACCUAGUCGGUUACUACCUCAUCGGUCUGCCAGUUGGAGUUGUUCUUAUGUUUUACGCCAAGCUCAGGGUACUAGGUCUGUGGCUGGGUCUCUUAACAUGCAUUCUCUUUGAGGUGUGCUUGUUCCUCAUUCUUAUCUUCAGGCUGGACUGGAAGAAAGUCGCACAAAAGGCCCAAAAACGAGCUGGAAAGAAAGUGGUGGUGAUACCAAAGCGUCCUGUGAGUACAGUCCUGAAUGAAGGGAUUGUGCCUGACAUCUCAGACUGCCCUGUUACAAACCAGUCAGAAGGGAAAGAAGUUUCUAAAGCAGAAGGCUACAGUUCCGUAGACACAGAGGACCAGGAGCUGAAAGCCAAUCACGCGUCUGAAAGCAACAACACACCAGCAGGAGGGACUGAGGGGGACACCGAGCAGAGCAAAAGCACCAAACCUCAAACGCUGCUCUCUUCCACUCAGCUGAUCUUGCGUCGGGGACUCGCCUUGUUAGUGUCAGUUCUUUUUCUGGUCAUAGGCGUUGCUUUUCAUUUCGCUGUCCCUCCACCAGAGCCCUCUGUUCGAAGCCUGAACAACUUCACCCUGAACUGGGCUAAUGACUCCACACCAGCACCUUCAGCUCUACUGGGCCUGACCACAGACCUCGGAGCCAUCUCUGACCUCUGAAUGUAGACAUCUGGUGGAUCAACACUUCUCACAAACUGAUUUUUGAAGAUCUCAAAGAGAGAAAGGUGUUGGUCUUGUACCAAAGGUCGUGUUUUAACCGGCCCAGCCUGAGAUGUCUAACAGGGACAACAGGACACAUAACUGUACACAUCUCUAACUGAAAGUCUCACAUGUGGGCAUUAAGGAACAGAUUCUUUUUUAUCAUGGAUUGUAGGAGAGAAAGUGUGGAUCUAUGGUGUGGCAGUAAUCACCGCAGGGUGUCGGGUUAAAACACAAUUAUGAUGUUCAGGUGAGAGUGGGGAAUAAACAUGCUGAGUCCAGGG
Molecule: messenger RNA, 2294 nt
Organism: Notolabrus celidotus (New Zealand spotty)
Lineage: Eukaryota; Metazoa; Chordata; Actinopteri; Labriformes; Labridae
Product: multidrug and toxin extrusion protein 1-like
Exons: 17
Coding region: 1-1971 (656 amino acids)
Biological process (GO): xenobiotic detoxification by transmembrane export across the plasma membrane
Cellular component (GO): membrane
Molecular function (GO): antiporter activity; xenobiotic transmembrane transporter activity
Source: RefSeq, a predicted model, not a curated record